Messenger RNA from Talaromyces stipitatus ATCC 10500, 1859 nucleotides. RefSeq names its product alpha-1,6-mannosyltransferase subunit (Ecm39), putative. Gene Ontology annotation, cellular component: endoplasmic reticulum membrane. Gene Ontology annotation, molecular function: alpha-1,6-mannosyltransferase activity. The record is from RefSeq and is a predicted model, not a curated record. Gene Ontology annotation, biological process: protein N-linked glycosylation. NCBI's taxonomy places the organism in Eukaryota, Fungi, Ascomycota, Eurotiomycetes, Eurotiales, Trichocomaceae. The transcript is spliced from 4 exons. The coding region runs from base 13 to 1824 and encodes 603 amino acids.
ACCAUUGACAAGAUGCCUAGAUCAGCAGACUUGAUUCUCUAUUCAUCCAUUCCUACAAUCAUUCUCAUACAUCUUUUCGCAUCACCGUAUACGAAAGUCGAGGAGUCGUUUCACAUUCAAGCAACGCAUGACAUCCUGACAUAUGGAAUCCCAUCGCCUUUUCAUCUCAAUCAGACCUCAAUCGCUGAGAAAUUCCGAUCUGAAUAUGAUCAUUUCAGCUUUCCCGGAGCCGUUCCUCGGACAUUCAUUGGAGCGUUAGGACUCGCAAGUGCUUCGUGGCCUGUUGUUUGGUUUUUCGAGAAUGUUGACAGACAAGUUCUAGUCCGCGCUAUUCUGGGCCUCUUCAAUGCCUUGUCCUUGAUAGUAUAUGCGCGGGGUAUACAAGUCUCAUUUGGUAAUAUGACAGCUUACUGGUACCUUGUAUUUCAGGCCAGUCAGUUCCAUCUUGCUUAUUAUGCGUCACGGACGUUGUCAAAUAUGUUUGCUUUUGGCAUUACCACUAUCGCAUUGCGACUUCUUCUUCCGGAACCUGACACGAGUGGUGCCAAAUCGACAAAAUCUAGCGAGUCCAGCAAAUCUACAAAACCCACGAAAGUUACAAAACCUACUACUUCGCCUAGUUAUACGAGAUAUCGACUUGCUCUGAUACUGUUCACCAUCGCUGGUAUUAUAUUCCGCUCAGAGCUCGCUUUAUUGCUGGCGACGAACACCAUAUACUUCUUCCUGACACGGCGCAUUCGCAUCUGGCAAGACAUCCUACCAGCAGGGAUCAUCGGACUGCUCAUCGGGCUCACAGCCACCGUGACCACUGAUUCCUACUUCUGGCAGGAAUUCCCCCUCUGGCCCGAGUUCAGUGCAUUCAAGUUCAACGUCGUAUCCGGCCAAUCCUCCGCCUGGGGUGUAGACCCCUGGUAUUUCUAUUUCGCUAGUGCUAUCCCUCGCCUCCUCCUCAACCCAUUAACUUGGUUGGUAUGCAUACCUGUCUCUCUUAUAGCAGGCACAACUAGACGGGCGUCAUUAUCGCUCCUCGUUCCAUCGCUGUCUUUUGUUGCGGUGUACAGUUUUCAACCCCAUAAAGAAUGGCGCUUUAUCAUUUAUAUCAUCCCGGCAUUGACGGCUGCAGCGGCUCAAGGAGCGGCGGAUAUAUGGGCGAAACGCGGGAAGUCUAUAAUAUAUCGCUUACUCUCCCUCUCACUGGUGCUAUCUACACUUGGCUCCUUUUUAUUCUCUACUUUCGUUCUCCUACCGAUUUCGUCUGCAAAUUAUCCAGGUGCUCAAGCUAUUCAACGAGUUCAUUCCCAUGGCCAGGGCACUCAGCCACGUAUUGCCUUAUACAUGGGCAACUUGGCGUGCCAAACAGGAGUCACCAGAUUUCUGCAACAUUCUCAGAACCUGACUUCAGCAAAUACUAACGAAGAAGACGUCCUAGACACAGAAUGGGUAUACGAUAAGACGGAAGAUCCAGUGUUGAAGUACACACCAGAGUUUUGGGAUAAUAUUGAUUAUGCUCUCAUGGAAGACCACGAAUUUGAGGAAUUGAAAGCCUCUUCUCUCGAUCCCGAGUCAUGGAAAAUCAUAGAUACUAUCACUGGCUUCGGCGGAUUCAGACUCAUCAAAACGAACCAGAAGCUCGCGGAUAUCCGGCAGAACGAUGAUAGUAGUAGCAUAGAGAUAAAUGCAAUCAGACGGAUUGCUGGUGAUGGUGGUGUCGACUACUACAAAAAGCUGAGAGACGAAAUCGCGCAGCGCUUGACUAGAGGAUACUGGGUCGAGAUGAGUCUGAUACCAAAGAUCAGGGUGGUGAAAUACACACGAGCCCUCUGACUCGUUCCUGUCAUUGUUAUAUAAUGUGCUCUCAU